GGAAACAGCAGCCGGAAGUAGUCACAGAUGCAGGAAACGGUCGCUGCAGUGAGGGUGCUGUAAACUGUGCUGAUAGACCCAGCGUUCCUUUUUGCCUCAGGCCACCACCAUGUCCCGUGCCCGUCAACCCCCGCUGGUCACGGGCAUUUCGCCCAAGGAGGGUGCAGCCUGGACCAAAGUCACCAUCCGUGGAGAAAACCUAGGCACAGGCCCAGCUGACCUCAUUGGUCUGUCGAUCUGCGGCCAUAACUGCCUGCUGACAGCUGAGUGGAUGUCAGCCAGCAAAAUAGUGUGCCGCGUGGGUCCUGCCAAAGAUGACAAGGGAGAAAUCAUUGUCACCACCAAGUCUGGAGGUCUGGGCACCUCCACGGUCUCAUUCAAGCUGAUCAGGCCAGAGAGGAUUGGUAUCCUGGACCAGUCUGCGGUGUGGGUAGAUGAAAUGAACUACUACGACAUGAGGACAAACCGCAACAAAGGAAUAUCCCCGCUCUCCCUGCGUCCCAGCAAUCCACUGGGCAUCGAAAUAGACAAAGGUAAAAUCCCACAGAAAGACAUGGAGCUGACAUUUCCGGGAAUGAGUGGAGACUUCACCAGUGAGAACUUCUCUGCCACCUGGUAUCUCAUAGAAAACCAUGCAGGCUCCAGUUUUGAGCAGCUGAAGAUUGCAGCCAGUAAUCUGAAGAAGCAGGCUACCAAGAAGAAUGAGGGGAGUCUGGCUUAUGUAAAGGGAGGCCUCAGUACAUUUUUUGAGGCUCAAGACGCUCUGUCAGCUAUUCACCAGCGGUUAGAAUCUGAUGGCACAGAGAAGGUGGAGGGAUCGAUGACCCAGCGACUGGAAAACAUCCUCAACAGAGCGAGUGAUACCGCAGAUACUCUCUUCCAGGAGGUCUUGGGGCGGAAAGACAAAGCUGACUCCACACGCAAUGCACUCAACGUCCUCCAACGUUUCAAGUUUCUCUUCAACCUGCCACUCAACAUUGAACGCAAUAUCCAGAAGGGAGAUUAUGAUGUGGUGAUCAAUGACUAUGAGAAAGCCAAAUCUCUUUUUGGCAAUACAGAGGUCCCUGUUUUCAAAAAAGUGUAUGCUGAAGUUGAGACAAGGAUUGGAGCACUGAGGAGUCUGUUGUUGGAGAAACUGCUGCAAACACCAUCAACACUCCAUGACCAGAAAAGAUACAUCAGAUACCUGUCUGACCUGCAUGCUCCCGGUGACCCAGCAUGGCAGUGCAUCUACGCUCAACACAAGUGGAUCUUGCAGCUGAUGCAAAACUGCAGAGAUGAGUUCAUCAGUGGCCAAAGAGUGGGUGCGGGAGUUCUGGACCUGGAGGGGGAUACCCGUCCAUCAGCCCUUGGCAGGCUCAGCCACACUGCAUCUCUGAAGAGAGGGGGCAGUCUCCGAACGCCACGACCUAGUACCUGGCGCUUUGAAACUCCACAGCAGGUGCAGUUUGUGGAGAAGCUUUCAGAUGUGGUGAUCGGUCAGCUGCCCAACUUCUGGAAGCUUUGGAUCUCUUAUGUUAAUGGGAGUCUUUUUAGUGAGACUGGAGAGAAAUCUGGGCAGGUGGAAAAAUCCAAGAAGAAUGCCAGACAGAGACAGAAUGACUUUAAAAAAAUGAUUGAGGAGUUGACCAAUCGACUUGUUAAGCUGAUUCGAGGGGCUCUUCUCCCCACCACCCUGCCACAAGGGGAGCUGAGUCUUUACGGAGGCUGGGAGAACAAGACGGAGUUGACUGGAGCCUGGCUCACACAAAUCAUACACACUGUCAGGGGUUGUCAUGACGCUCUGUCUGCUCUGGAGAUUCCAAACGAUUUGCUGCAGGUGAUCCAGGAUCUGCUGCUGGAGUUGAGAGUUCACUGCCUCAUGGUGACUCUGCUGCAUACGACUGAAGAUGUCAAGAGGCUCGCUGAGAAGGAAGACUGGGUUGUUGAUAAUGAGGGAAUCACCAGCCUGCCUUCACAGUUUGAACAGUGCAUGGUCCAGAUGCUGCAAUCACUCAAAGAGCCUCUGGAAAUCAAACCGGGAGAAAUCAAUGUGUUGCAGUUGGACCAGGUCCAGGACCAGGCUGCAGAGCUCAGUGUUAGCAUCAUGAAGGUUUUCAUAAACUGUUUGGACCAGCUGAGCACUAAGACAGAUGAAGACAUGGACACAUCUCACAAUAUUUCAGUAGACCUGACCUCUCCUGAUCGCUUUUCUGGCAUUCAAGAAGGCUUCAGUCCAACAUCUGAACAGCGUCUACUAAUCAUCCUCAGUAACUGCCAGUACCUGGAGAGACACACCUUCCUGAACCUGGCUGAUCACUUUGAGAAACAUGGCUUCACGGGGACAGAGAAGAUCACACGGGUGAGUGUGGAUGCUGUACGGGAGCUGGAUAGAAAACUGUUUGAUGCCUACAUUGAGAGAAGAGCUGACCCAAUUGCAGGCUCUCUGGAGCCCGGCAUCUACGCUGGAUAUUUUGACUGGAGAGACUGCCAAACACCUACAGGUGUAAGGAACUACCUGAAGGAAGCUCUGGUCAACAUCAUCACGGUUCAUGCCGAGGUCUUCACAGUCUCUAAGGAUCUGGUACCUCGAGUUUUGUCUAAAAUCGUUGAGUCAGUUGCGGACGAGAUGUGCCGUCUCAUGCAAUGUGUGUCAUCCUUCAGUAAAAACGGAGCCCUGCAGGCUCGACUUGAACUCUGUGCUCUGAGAGACGCUGUGGCCACAUACUUAAACACUGAUAGCAAUUCCAGCUUCAAACUGGCUUUGGAUGCUCUGCCUCAGUUACACAGUGGAGCUGAUAAGAAGUUACUAGAAGAGCUGCUGAAUAAGUUUAAGAGCAGCAUGCAGCUCCAGCUCACCUGCUUCCAGCCCUCUUCCAUCCAGCCUGUGAAGAGAUAAUUCUCAAUCCACUCUACCCCUAUUCUGCGCUGUCUUUCAUCCUUAUCUAUGUGCAAUCAGCUAAUGAACUUUACCUAUAUCUUUUCAGUUAUCACUUUAUUGUUUACUCAUCACUAUUUCGGUGUCACUUUCAAUUUCUGCUUUACUCGAUUGAACACAAAUGUCUGUUCAUCUAAUCUUGAAGACACUAAAUGAGUUGAUUUCACUGUUACUGUGCAGGACAGUCCCAGUUCUGUUGGUUAUGCUAAUCAUGUACGGCCACUCACGUAGCUAACAGGCGGUGUGCAAGAGGCUAACUUGCUAGUUCACUGGAAGUUCUGGAUCAGUUGAGGAAUGUAGGCUGCAACCAAGCUGUAGUCAGACUGAAAUGUGUUAUAAGCACUUCCUAAAGAUGAAAAGUUGCUGUUCGUUCUUUGCUGUACUUUGCCAUAUUCACUGUCCAAUAAAAUGCGACAACUUA
Amphiprion ocellaris (clown anemonefish) is the source of this 3338-nucleotide messenger RNA. It is a transcript of the gene exoc2, whose product is annotated as exocyst complex component 2. The transcript is spliced from 28 exons. Lineage: Eukaryota; Metazoa; Chordata; Actinopteri; Pomacentridae. The coding region runs from base 110 to 2878 and encodes 922 amino acids. The record is from RefSeq and is a predicted model, not a curated record. Gene Ontology annotation, cellular component: exocyst. Gene Ontology annotation, biological process: exocytosis; Golgi to plasma membrane transport.